Molecule: messenger RNA, 244 nt
Organism: Rotaria sordida
Lineage: Eukaryota; Metazoa; Rotifera; Eurotatoria; Philodinida; Philodinidae
Source: the annotation of a GenBank genome assembly
AUGGCAAGAAUAAAAAGUGCAACAUCACGUACUGGUAUGCUAUUGGAUGGUAACACAACCAGAUUACCAUUAGCUUUAAAAUCGUCGAAUAGUAGAGUGUCAUCCUCUUCAUCGUGUACAAUUGAAUCAUUAUCACCGAUAAAAGCUAAUACUGAUAUAAAUUCGACAUUAUCUUCAAUCAGCGAUCCACCAUCAUUAUUACCUUCGUCAAAAGAAAAAAAAUCAUCUUCAAGUACAAAAAAAA